AUGGUCGCCAUGCGCCCCAAGCAGCAGCCCUCGUGGCUGGACGAGACUCAAGCUCGGGCGGUGCUACAUACCAUCUCGUUCCCCGGGUUUGAGGACGAGCAGACAUCCAAAACCGCCCCGCUCCCAGCCGCGACACUGUCGACACUGAGCACACUCCAGAUGCGCUUCCUGCUCACCUUCCCCUUCGAAUCACUCUCACUCUCGUACGAGCCCAACGGACGCAUGUCGUCCCAACUCGCUCACAUCUACUCCCGCCUGAUCACGCACCGUCAUGGUGGGGGCUACUGCCUGCAGAUCAACGUGCUGUAUCGCGAGGUGCUGUCCUUCUUAGGCUUUCGCUACGUCGGUGUGCUAGGUCGGGUGUUUUCGCCCAUGUCGGGCGAGUGGACGGGCUUCUCGCACAGCGCAACGCUGGUCUAUCUGCCGAGCCAUGUGGACGGCAAAGGGGCGUACUACCUCAGCGAUGUGGGAUUUGGCAGUGGGCCGUUGCGGCCGAUGUUCUUGCGCGAUGGGUGGGAGGAGCGAGGUCGCGGAAGUGACCGCUUCCGUCUGGUGAAGGGAGUUCAGCCAAAAUCAACGCUCGAGCCUGACCCCAACUCGUCUGAGGAAGUGGAUCCGGAGGUGAAAGCCGUCGCUGUGACACAGACGGCAUGGAUCCUGCAGAACCACAAAGGGCGCGAAUGGGAAAAGUGCUACUCGUUCCAUCCGUUCGAGUGCAACCUCUCCGACUGCCAUACUGCCAAUUACGGUACGAGCCAUCCCGGAUCGGUGCCCUUUGCGGUCAUGAUCAUCGUCGUCGCCUACCGCCUGGCCUCGCACUUUGACGCCGAAAAAUCGAGCGAGUUGGUCAAACAAGAUGGGCUUCACGAGGACCUUCAUCCGUACCACCCGAGCAUGGUAGAGCAGCGCAUGAUCGUGGAUGACAAGUUCAUCGUCAAAGUCGGGGAUGAACAGACGGUGUUCAAGAUCAUCGAGACGGAAGAGGAGAGGGUGCGGCUACUCAAGGACGAGUUUGGAUUGCUAGGUCAUGUGACGACCGAAGAGGCGCUGGCGACGAUCAAGGACAAGCCGUCCAGGUUGAAGAGCAAGGAAUGA
Messenger RNA from Kalmanozyma brasiliensis GHG001, 1095 nucleotides. RefSeq names its product Arylamine N-acetyltransferase. Bases 1 to 1095 code for a protein of 364 amino acids. The transcript is spliced from 2 exons. The record is from RefSeq and is a predicted model, not a curated record. NCBI's taxonomy places the organism in Eukaryota, Fungi, Basidiomycota, Ustilaginomycetes, Ustilaginales. Gene Ontology annotation, molecular function: acetyltransferase activity.